Molecule: messenger RNA, 225 nt
Organism: Mesorhabditis belari
Lineage: Eukaryota; Metazoa; Nematoda; Chromadorea; Rhabditida; Rhabditidae
Source: the annotation of a GenBank genome assembly
AUGUCUGGAAUUAUGGAUAAAACCAAGGAUGCUGUGAGCAACGCCGCUGAGGCGGUGAAGGACAAGUUCCAAGAGCUCACUGGCACCACACCAGCCGAUCGAGCCGAGGACAACGCGAAGGCUGCCUGGGAACAGACGAAGGACGAAGCCCGUGACAAGAAAGAACAAGCCCAGGAUUGGGCUAGCGAGAAGUUGCACAGGGCUGGAAGAAAAGUCGAUGAACAC